Messenger RNA from Macrobrachium nipponense, 2433 nucleotides. Its product is annotated as glutamic acid-rich protein-like. Lineage: Eukaryota; Metazoa; Arthropoda; Malacostraca; Decapoda; Palaemonidae. The coding region runs from base 113 to 2080 and encodes 655 amino acids. The transcript has 16 exons. The record is from RefSeq and is a predicted model, not a curated record.
AUUCAUAUAUGCUCAUUUGUAGGGGUAAGAGGGUAAUGUUAAUCGUAAUGUGUUAUAUGCGAAGUAUACUCAUGUACAAUACACUGUAUAAUUCUUGCUUUCUCUUUCCAGAAUGUCUGGGUUUUUCCAAAGAAACAGGGGCCAGUUCAGAGGUCAAGAUGCUGGUGGAAGCAACUUUAAUCAAGGUUCAUUUCAACCACAGGGUAAUUUGGGGAGACAGCAAAUGAUGAACCCAUGGCAGAGUGGCAUAAUGCCAGUUGGUGGAGGACUUCAGUCUGGCAGAGCUGAUGAAGCAACUCUGGCUUUCAACAUUUUGAAUCAAGUUCUGGCAUCUGACACACCUAUGAUGAACACUGGUUUGAAUCAAGGUGGUGGAUUUCAAGAUAGGAAAGGUAGACAGGGUUUGGGAGGUCGCCUAGAAGACCGGCGAAGGGGUCAGUCUCCUCAGUUUUCCAACCGAAAUAGGGGAGAUGGUGGACGUCAGUGGUCCAGAUCAAGGUCACCCCAACGAAGAGAUAAUCGUUCAAAUGCCAGACGUGACAGCAAUGACCGAAAUAGGAAGUCUGUUUUGGAGAGAUUGGGGAAAGUUCCAGAUAAGAACAGGGCUGCUAAGGAGAGAAGCAAAGAACGUACACCUGCUGAUAAAAGGAGAAAGUCUAGAGACAGGCAGAGCAGUGAAGAUAAGAGUACUAAAGGAGACAGCAAAGGGAAAGAUACUGAUUCGGAUAAGCAGCAAGGGGAACUUUCUGAAGAAAAAUUGGUAAUGGACAAAGAAAAUGAAGAGCAACUGGUCAAGUGUUUGAAGUGCCACAUUUGUGAGAUAGAUUCAUUUGAAAGUGUUGAGAGCUUCAGGAACCACAAAAAGAGUGACGAACACAAGUUACUUCUAGAUAUUCACAACCAGCGAAGUGAGGCUGCCUUACAGCUGAUGAGGGCUGAUGCUAAGUUGGCAGCAAACCGAGAGAGGGAAAAAUCUGGGAAUGCCAACAGAGAAUCGUUUUACACAAGAUGUCCAAAAUGCGACUGCAUUGUUGCAGAUGCGUUCAAGAGCCACAAAAAGUCCAUUGAGCAUGAGCUGGUGGAUAAUCAUGUGUUUCGAGAAUGCUGUGGUUCAACCUUCAUCAGAAGGAAGGAGUUUGAAGAUCAUCGUCUCACCAUCCCACAUCUAAAAAGACAAAUGGAAACAAGGACUGACAAUCCUCUUGAGGAAAAGGUUGUUAUGGCCUUCACAGAGGAAGAAGAAGCAGCAUCUAGCACUCUGCGUGAGUUCAAGGACAAACAUCGUCUUGAUUUAGAGUCUCCAGCUGACUUCCCCAGCUAUGAUCCAGAGAAACCUAUAGGCUUGGGCUAUGUCCACAAGAAGAGGAGAUACAACUGCACUGUAUGCAAUAAAAGCUUUCCUUCCUAUAAUAAUAUGGCCCUUGCUCACUGUCGGUCAUUUAAUCAUUACUUGAUGCUGAUGAAGCAUCUUGAAGGACAAUUAAAGGAGGUAGAGGAUGAUGAAAUGCCUGAGGUAGAAGAAAAAGAUGAGGAGGAUGAAGAAACUGUAAUUAAAAAUGAGGAAGAAAAUACUGAAGAGGAAAAUGAGGUCAGUGGUCCUGCUGAGGAGAAGGAAGAAGAAAACCAAGAAAUGAAAGAUGAGAAUGAAGAAGAAGAAGUCAAGGAAGAUGAGCAAGCAGAGGCUGAAGAGGAUGUGGUGGCAGAUGAUGAGAUGGGAGAAAAUAUGCCCCCACUAGAUGAUGGCGCCAUUGAUUUAGAAGAGAAAGCUGCCGAUGAUGAGGCAACAGCGAUGGAAGCCGAUAAUGAGUUUCCUGAGGAAGAUGCCAAAGAUGAUGUAGCUUCUAAUGAUGAUGCACCAUCUAAUGAUGGGCAAGAAAAUGAGCCUGCUGAUGAUGGAGCCCCUGAGGAAGAAAGUGAGGUAGGAGAAGAAAAUGCCUCAUCUGAAGUACCUAAAGAGGAGGAAAAUGAGGAAACUGUAGCACCUGCAGAAACUGUUGAGGAAGAAGAACCAGAACAAGAACAAGUAGUGAGGAGAAGACCUGCACGAGCCAGAAGGGCCCGUGUGCUGAAACAUUUUUAAAACACUGAAAGAAUGUAUCUUGGUUCUAAAAAUCUUUUCUAAAACUUGGUAAUCUGUAUUGACACUGUUCUUUGGAAAACCACAAAACCGCCUAGAUAUAUAGGAGGACUGAGUAGAUGUGGAUGGUUAUUAUUGCAGUUUAUAUUUUGAGCCAGGAGAACAAUGUUGAUUUUGUCAGAUUUGUAAAGAUUAAAAGUGGAAUACAAGCUAAGUCCGAGUCCUGGCAGCAACAGAUUUAUUUUAAUGUUAAUUACAUGUAGGUUGAAACUGUAUGAGAAUUAAUAGAACAUUGCAUUGAAACUGUAAGAGUUAAUAGAACAUUACAAAUAUAUAGAACAUUAUAUAAGUAAAAA